AUGGCACUACCAUUAGAUGUUCUAACGCGAAAAAGAGGACGACCGCGAACAUAUACAUCUACUAAGGCAAAGCAAGUAUCGAAUGUCACGCAACGGCGGAACCGGCGACAGUCUGCCCGUGCUGUAUAUCGUGCCCAGCAAUUCGACCAGCACUAUUCCACCACAGUGCCCCUAUCCACUGAUAUCAAUGAACCUCCGUCAAUCUAUUUUCCUCCCGGGGAACUCUCUAUCGCCACUGAGGUUGAGCAACUUCUACCGCCUCUGAGCCCCGACCUUAGACUAUGGGAACCACCGAUGCCUAAGAUCCCGCCGAUAGAUAAUGAGGUGCUACUAGAAUCCACGAGUGAUAUAGCUAACGAUCCUGCUCUAGCAAUCUCGCCGGACAGUGUAUAA
Molecule: messenger RNA, 393 nt
Organism: Penicillium soppii
Lineage: Eukaryota; Fungi; Ascomycota; Eurotiomycetes; Eurotiales; Aspergillaceae
Exons: 1
Coding region: 1-393 (130 amino acids)
Source: RefSeq, a predicted model, not a curated record